CCCGCCCAUUUCCUCUUUCAUUUUCAUUUCUUAUUACCCCCUAUACUAUAUCCCCACCAUCUCUGUCCCCGCCGUGCACCAUGGACCAGGAGCAUGCGUCUCACCAACAGUCCGAUGGUCUCGGUGACCCGACGGCCACUUCAUCUUCUCCCCAAGACCCACCCGCUAAGCGCCGUCGCCCGUCCACUACGGAACCGACAAAUCGCGUACAGCUCGCCUGCUUCUACUGCCGCACCAAGAGGAUCCGAUGUAGCGGUACAAAGCCCACAUGUGAGGCGUGUCUGAAAGUCGGCGGCGGCUGUGAGUGGCCAGAAGGGAGAGCAAAGAAGAGGACGAAGAAGGAGAUGGAAGAGGCAAAGAGGAGAGAGGGCGAAAAAGAUAUCGGGACGAAGGAUUGGCAAGGCUUCUCAGAGCAGUCGCUGUCGUCGAUGGUAGCAGGGCCUCCCGACUACUACUGGACCAGCCUCAACGCUUCGAAUCAAUAUUUGUGGCCACAAGACCUGACAGCGCCAGGUGUGCAGACGGCUUCACCAAACAUGUCCCAUUUGAGAGGCCAAGCUCUUCCAAUACCACGCAUGGCCGCACCAUCCUCUGGAUCCCGACCUCUUCAUCCUCCCUUGCCCCCGAUACAACCAAAUUUAUGUGUAUCGCCCCCGUCAUCCGAGCUGACGACAAUGCCAGCGAGUACUGGUGACAUCUCACUAAGCGGGCCCCUGGGUGGGAGCGCGUUUGACGGGAUACUCGAUGAAGGGUCUCCAAAUAAGGAUGCAAGACUCGCCAAUGCGCUAGAAGCGCAGACUGCAUAUAUAGAUGGCAAUCCAGAAGGAGACGGGAACCUGGAACUAUUUUAUUACCGUUUUUCCGGAUCCACGGCCAUUCAUCCAGGUAUCAAUCGCAUCAGUCUCAAACUGCAGCGUCGGUCAUUUUUUGGUGCUCCUUCCCCUCUCGCUGCUGUCCCCCAGCCCAUCGUCGACUCGCCCACGGAUGUAUCUCCUCUUGCUCCCCCAACCGAUCUGUUUGACUCUACCGGCAUGCCACACGAACACGUAUGGCGGCCCUACUUUGCUCUCUACUUCAAGUACAUGAGCCAACAUUUUCCCAACUGCAGCUAUCAGCGCAUGAUAGAGCGAUUCGAGACGGGGACUAUGAGUCAGUUUCUGGCAUGCUGUAUAUGCAGCUUGGCGGCGAGGUUUGACCCCUCAGCUCAAGAUCCGACAUCAGCGGCUGCGCCAUUCAUUGCGAAAGCGCAAGAGCUCGUCACGCCGCUACUACAUCUGCCGACGCACGACGUCUUUACAGGUCUGCUCUAUCUCGCGUGGUCCAACUAUGGGCAAAAUUCAGAAAGCGGGCUGUGGCAGUAUUCGGGUAUGGCCAUGCGUAUGGCUAUAGAUCUCGGGGCGCACGAGGUUUCUGAGCUGUACGAGUCGGUGGCUCACCGGGCGAGGAUCAAAUUGCUCUUCUGGUCGACAUUCGUGACCGACCGCAUUGUGGCAUUCGCCACUGGUAGGCCUGCGAGUAUACCAGAAGACAUAAUCGAGAUCCCCUUGCCGGUGGAUGAAGAUUUCUUCCCCGACCCCUCUCGAAACUUUCCCGACUCGGCGCACGAACCUGUCGAGCCCGUACCGUAUGUACAGCUGAUACAGCUGAUGGUCAUUGUUGGCCGUAUCUCUAAUGUCCUCAACGGCCGUCGGGGCCGUGCCCUCACUCUCGUCUCCUCUGCCGAGCCCCUACCAGAACUCAUCCAAGACCUCCAAGUCCGUCUAAUCACGUUCUACGCCAACCUCCCCACUUCGCUGAAAUGGAGCGCCGACAACUUUAAACACCAACACGCCCGGGGUCAUUCUGGGACCUUUCUAGCUCUCCAUCUGUGGGCCAAUGCGGUACUGGCUCUGAUCUAUCAUCCAGAGCUGUUGAAGAGCCCGAGUGGGGUGGAGACGCCACUAAACAAGAGUCUGUCGAGGAAUGCGCAGCUGAGUCUGGCUAGCUCGAGGCAGAUCGUGGAGUGCAUGGUGUUUGCCGAUCUGGUGGAUUCGGCAAGCUAUGUGAGUUGCUACUUGAUACCAAGAGGGUCGUCUGACAAGUGGCAGAUCUCCUCGCCCUAUCUCACUCAGCCUCUGUUUGUAGCCGGGAUGGCUUUCAUCCAUGAGAUGCGUGCGCUCAACGCUACCGCCGAGCCCGGCAAGCCUAUGGAUCCUUCCCGCGAUGGCUCACUUCACCCGGGCUCCGCUGCUGCCCCUAAUCCGACCGACAUUCUCAUGCUAUCCAGGGCCAAACAAAACUUUAGCACUAUCCUGCAUGCGGUGUAUAGGCUGGAAGAGUACUGGGCUGGUGCGCAUUACGUGGCUACUUUGCUGGAGAAGAGCGCGUCCUCUCUCCUCUUGGCGGUGGAAUGAUACUGAUCUGGAGCAGGAUCCGGCUUUCCGAGACCAAACUCCAAGAUGGCACGACGCACAUUCAUCUCUCUCCCCGACAAAGGGCUUCUCAAACGCUUCACCACGGAUCCCCAGCAUCCACAAAGCGUUGGGCCACCGACAGAGACUUCGUUGAGAGACUCUAUAGCCCGUACAGAGCGGUCUGCCAGUGCCAACUCUUUCGGACUGACACCAUUAUGGUUGUCGGAUUUCAUGUCUGCAUAUACAGUGGAAACCAUGUCCUCGACACCCGCAGACAAUGUGGACCUGGAACGGCUUUUGGGAACGGAUAAAAUGGGCCAGCUUGGCCAGAAAGACACGCUCCUCUAAUCAACCUGUAUGAGACUUGUAUGAGCGUCUUAUUUCGAUUGUAUUGUCGCCGUCUGU
Molecule: messenger RNA, 2798 nt
Organism: Cryptococcus amylolentus CBS 6039
Lineage: Eukaryota; Fungi; Basidiomycota; Tremellomycetes; Tremellales; Cryptococcaceae
Exons: 4
Coding region: 81-2393 (770 amino acids)
Biological process (GO): regulation of DNA-templated transcription; DNA-templated transcription
Molecular function (GO): DNA-binding transcription factor activity, RNA polymerase II-specific; zinc ion binding; DNA binding
Source: RefSeq, a predicted model, not a curated record